Molecule: messenger RNA, 965 nt
Organism: Puma concolor (puma)
Lineage: Eukaryota; Metazoa; Chordata; Mammalia; Carnivora; Felidae
Gene: EIF1AD
Product: eukaryotic translation initiation factor 1A domain containing
Biological process (GO): translational initiation
Cellular component (GO): nucleus
Molecular function (GO): RNA binding; translation initiation factor activity
Source: RefSeq, a predicted model, not a curated record
AUCCGACCCAGGAGGGCUCGCGUAGUCCUCGUCGUCACUGGGCUUGGAGGAGUCGCCUAGAAGUCAGAGGCGCUGGGGACCUGAGUAUAUGUCCACGCCAUCGUCGUGACCGCCGGCAGGCCCCUUUUCUGUGCCUUCGUUGGCUUAGCUGCGAAGUGAGUCGUGGGCGAGCUGCUCUCAGCGUCCUGGAGAACGAGGUCGUUCGGGCAGCGCCCCUGGGAGACGAAGGCCAGAGAAACAGUCCUGGGUUCUGAACUUGCCAUCGAAGAAACCCAGGAGGAGGAGUUGACAGUCUCCCCAUCCCUCACCCCCCCGGGACGGGCCCCAGCAUGUCUCAGGCCACCAAGAGGAAGCAUGUGGUGAAGGAGGUGCUGGGGGAGCAUAUGGUGCCCUCUGACCAGCAGCAGAUCGUGAGGGUACUCAGGACCCCAGGGAACAAUCUGCAUGAGGUGGAGACAGCCCAGGGGCAGCGCUUCCUGGUGAGCAUGCCCUCCAAAUACCGGAAGAACAUCUGGAUCAAGAGAGGCGACUUUCUCAUUGUUGACCCGAUUGAAGAGGGAGAAAAAGUGAAGGCUGAGAUCUCCUUUGUGCUCUGCAAAGACCAUGUGCGCUCUCUGCAGAAGGAAGGGCUCUGGCCUGAGGCCUUCUCAGAAGUGGCUGAGAAGCACAACAACAGUAGGAACAGACAGACUCCGCCAGAACUCCCAGUGGAGCCACAGUCAUCAGGAGAAGAGUCCAGCUCUGAAGAUGAUUCUGACCUCUUUGUUAACACCAAUCGCAGACAGUAUCAUGAGAGCGAGGAGGAGAGCGAAGAGGAAGAGGCAGCCUGAGUCCCUCGACCCGCUUCUCUUGCCCAGAGACUAGGAUUGGCUCCUCUGAGCUCAGACAUUCCUGGGGUGCUCUGCAGAUCUUCCCCCUCUGGAUGGGGGACAAGGCAGGGCCCCUCUCUGAACUGACCUUCUGCU